Messenger RNA from Osmia bicornis bicornis, 1169 nucleotides. RefSeq names its product distal membrane-arm assembly complex protein 2. NCBI's taxonomy places the organism in Eukaryota, Metazoa, Arthropoda, Insecta, Hymenoptera, Megachilidae. The coding region runs from base 194 to 1105 and encodes 303 amino acids. The record is from RefSeq and is a predicted model, not a curated record. The transcript has a single exon.
ACAUACACAUACAAACAUAUACAUAUAUGUAUAUUAUAGGAUACACGUGUACCUUAUGUGCAUGGUGAUUCGUGAAAUAUUUUGUUUUUAAAUGAUGGUUUAACUAAUUAUAUUAUGAUAAACAGUGAAUUUAAUUAUUAAUGAAUGAAGUAGUAUCACAUACUACAAGAAUUGUUUAAUUUAUGUGUAAAGUAUGUUGCACUCGUACAAAAUGUUGCACAAUAAUUUUUUAACGAAAAUGUUUCAGUAUUCUACGCAUGUUACGGCUAAACAAAUUUUUGAAUGUCUUACUCAUCGUAAUAAAAUAUGUAAUAAUACUGCACGGUUAUUUUACAACGAUAAGAAUAGUAUCGAUUACUUAGUAAAAUACCUACGCAAACGACAGGAUACGAUUGAUCUUUAUGUUGAAGAUGAAGAGAAAGCUAAAUUCAAGAAGCAAACGAAUAGUGGGCCACUAAGUAUGCUGUAUUUUAACCCUACUGCACCUGAGAUACAUAAUUUUUUUACAUAUAAUUGGAUACGCUGGUGGAAACAUUAUAAAGUACAACUUAGAGAAAAGUUACAAAAAUAUAGGUAUGAGAGAAAUCAAGCAUUAGGUCCUGAUUUAGCAUCGGCUAAAUUUGUGAUAAUGAGUGGUGGCAGAGUGAAGUUUACAAAUCAAAAUGACUGGAUCGAUAACUCUAAUACAAUUGAAAUUGCUAAUUUUCCAAAAGAAUAUCAACCAGACUUUGUUUUAGAAGGAUUAGAUUUAAGAGGAUAUCCUUUAGAAUAUGAAAAUUUUUAUGUCAUAUCUCGUUUACAUUACCUUAAAUGGCUGAUCUUAAGAGGUUGUAACACAGUUAAUGAUUGGAGUAUAGAUAAAAUAGCUGGAGAAUAUCCAACAUUAGAAUAUCUUGAUAUAUCAGAAUGUAAGAAUGUAACAGAAAGAGGAUUAGAGGCUUUAUACAAAAUGCCCAACUUAAAGCAAUUGUUUGUGACAGACUUUUAUAAUUCUGCAGCAUUCGAGUUAACUUGUUUAAUGUUAGAAGAUGUUAAUCCACAUCUAAAGUGUGAAAUUCUAAAACCAGAAAAGGACAUGUUAUUAGUGCGUGGAUAUGAAAAAUAAAUGUAAAUUUUAAUAAUAUUGUAGCAUGUUUUAUAAAAUAUACACUAUUAUAAUUUAUAAAAAU